Molecule: messenger RNA, 957 nt
Organism: Vicia faba (fava bean)
Lineage: Eukaryota; Viridiplantae; Streptophyta; Magnoliopsida; Fabales; Fabaceae
Source: the annotation of a GenBank genome assembly
AUGGCACAGUUCACUACUCAAGGUCGGUUGAAGCUGUUUUUCAAUGGGGAAAGUGUGUCAUCUUUUUUUGAGAACAGAGACCCUUUUCAAUUCAAGUGUAGAUCAGUUCAGACCCACAGGAGAGGAUCAAGUUACAAAGGUUCUUCUUCUGCUGCUGCUGCUGCUGCUGGUGGUGCUAGAUUUCAUCAUUCAUCUUCUUCAUUUCUCAGAAGGAAAUUCAACUGUUAUAAUGCUGAAGCACGACCCAGUGAGGGUGUUCAUGAUGAAUAUGAAUAUGUUUUUAAAUACAAUUCUCUUGAUGAUGAUGAUGAUGAUGAUGAUGAUGAUGAUGAUGAUGAUGAUGAUCUUGAUGAUGAUGAUGAUGAUGAUGAUGAUGAUGUGUUUGAGGGAGAUGGCUUGUCUUGUUUCCGGGGUCUUGUGUUGGAUAUAUCUUACAGGCCAGUCAAUAUUGUAUGCUGGAAGCGUGCCAUUUGUCUAGAGUUCAUGGACAAGGCUGAUGUACUAGAGUAUUAUGAUAAGACCGUGAACUCCCCCAGUGGAUCUUACUAUAUACCGGCUGUCUUAAGGAUUCGUCAUUUACUUCAGGCUAUUAAAAGAAGAAGAGUAUCGAAGAACACUCUUAGCCGGAAAAAUGUUCUGUUUAGAGACAAUUACACUUGUCAGUAUUGCUCUUCGCAUGAGAAUUUGACAAUUGAUCACGUUGUGCCAGUUGCACUAGGGGGAGAAUGGACAUGGGAAAAUCUAGUGACUGCUUGUUUCAAAUGCAACUCAAAGAAAGGUAGAAAGUCCAUUGAGGAAGCGAAAAUGAAGUUGAAUAAGGUCCCAAAGGCACCGAAGGACUUUGACGUUCUUGCUAUACCUCUAACUGCAGCAGCUCUCAGAGUGCUGACAGCAAGAUCGGGGACACCAGAUGAAUGGCGUCAGUAUCUAAGUUCCAACUACAGAACCAUGAGUUAG